Messenger RNA from Pygocentrus nattereri (red-bellied piranha), 7247 nucleotides. Its product is annotated as neuronal PAS domain-containing protein 3. Gene Ontology annotation, molecular function: DNA-binding transcription factor activity, RNA polymerase II-specific; RNA polymerase II transcription regulatory region sequence-specific DNA binding; protein dimerization activity. The record is from RefSeq and is a predicted model, not a curated record. The coding region runs from base 1148 to 4138 and encodes 996 amino acids. Lineage: Eukaryota; Metazoa; Chordata; Actinopteri; Characiformes; Serrasalmidae. The transcript has 12 exons. Gene Ontology annotation, biological process: regulation of transcription by RNA polymerase II.
CAGAGCUGCACACCAGGGCGCGCACACACACACGCGCUCACACACACAUCAGCGGCAGCAGCAGCAGCAGCGGCACCUUCACUGGGAGAAUCCGUCCAGCAGCAGCAGCAGCAGCAGCAGCAGCCUAUCAAUAAACACACCGCUGUACAUCCCACCUUUAGCGUCUUUAAAGAGAAGCACACAUUUGUGGAGAACUCUCUCUCCCACACUAGCAGCAGCGGCAGCAGCAGCACCGUGAGGCGAGAGGAGAGCAGGAGAGAGGAUCCUCUCUCAAACACGAAAACAUCAACACGCCGCCACAGCUGAGCGAGGCGAGCCGAAUACGUCAUCGUUAUUAAUCUGGACUUUUCCUCGCGUCCAGGCACAUACUUACAUCUGUAGCCUAGUGUGGUUUAAACUCAGCCUAGAGUCGGUCUUAGUCUCUCUAGUAGGGCUACCCGCUCUAAGCAGCCUCGUCUCGUUUGUUCGCGUUCUGUUUUAAAGCUAGUUUGCUCGUAGCUGACUUUUUACAGUAACGGUAGAAAAGAGAAGAGAGAUAUUUCUGGCGUGCACAGGUAAAAGACAGACUAAAAACCUAUUUUCGACUGAAAUAUUGAACUACUUCGCACUUUUUAAAAGAUUAUUUUACGUACACACUAACGCAGCACGUCCGGCCAAGUUAGUUCACGGGUUUGUUUUCAUUUUGGCUUCGCUUGCUAACACUGAUCCGGUAUUUUUUCAGCUAGCUAAGCUAAAGAAAAGUUCCCUUCGAACGAAAGUUUGUUUGUUUUUGGUUGGACUACAUAUUGUCUGUCAACUUUUUCAAUCCGUAUUCCAACUUUGAGUGAAGUUUUAGCGUGUUUUGUUUCUGGUUAUGGCGAAAUAGCCCGUCGUUGCGUUUACACGCAGAGAGGAGACGCUAGGUCAAAAGUUUUAGCCAAACACGCCUGAAAAAAUAAACACAAACAGCAGCAGCGGCAGUGUUGGUCCGUCCUCCUCCUCCUCUCCCAGCACUGACCCCCUGCUAAAUCCCAGUCCGUAGCAUGGCCGGUGAGCUGGUUGUGAGCGUCACUGAUGGGAUUGUGUUGUGACUCGCUGUGCCGGACUGCACGCUCUACUCUCACACACGCACACGGACUCGGCUCACGCUCCACUCCCUUGCGCGGGGAUGAUCAGGAUCUUCCCGGAUUUCAGCGUUCAGGUGACGGCGGCAGCAGGUGGCGCGGCCGGGGGGAUGCCGGCAGCCUCAGCCGUGGGGAGAGUCCCCGGUGCAACUAACGGGAACCCGCAAAACGUCCAGGGCUUGGCGUCGUACCAACAAAGCGACCCUUACUGGGAGAGGCCAGCUAAUGCCAGCUCCUGUUCAGCCACUAGGCCCAAGACACUUCACCUUGGAGGGCAACAACAUACCUCAUCACCAUGGUUGCAGGCUCUGAGGAAGGAGAAGUCUCGUGAUGCAGCACGCUCGCGGCGGGGGAAGGAGAACUUUGAGUUCUAUGAGCUGGCCAAGAUGCUGCCACUCCCGGGUGCCAUCACUAGCCAGCUGGACAAAGCCUCCAUCAUCCGGCUCACCAUCAGCUACCUGAAGAUGAGGGACUUCGCGAACCAGGGGGACCCACCAUGGAACCUGCGCAUUGAAGGACCACCACCCAACACCUCAGUUAAAGCUAUCGGGUCCCAGCGGAGGAGGAGCCCGAACGCAGUCGCCGCAGAAAUCUUCGAGCCUCACCUGGGCAGCCACAUCCUGCAGUCCCUGGAUGGAUUCGUAUUUGCACUAAACAAGGAGGGGAGGUUUUUGUACAUCUCAGAGACCGUGUCCAUAUACCUGGGGCUUUCACAGGUGGAGUUGACGGGCAGCAGCGUGUUUGAUUAUGUUCACCCGGGUGAUCAGGUGGAGAUGGCAGAGCAGCUGGGGAUGAAGCUUCCUCCAGGCCGGGGGUUGCUGUCUCAGGGAGGCGGGGCUGAGGACGGGGCAAGCUCAGCUUCCUCCUCCUCCCACUCUGAAACCCCAGAGCCAGUGGAGUCUAGCAGUCCCAGCCACCUCUCUCCAGAUAACUCUCUGGAGCGCUCCUUCUUCAUCCGAAUGAAGUCCACACUGACCAAGAGAGGCGUUCACAUCAAGUCCUCCGGCUACAAGGUGAUCCACAUCACGGGCAGACUGAGGAUAAGAAUGGCGCUAACACACAAUCGCAAUGUGCCCAAUCAGAUCAUGGGCAUGGUGGUGGUCGCCCAUGCUCUCCCUCCACCCACCUUAAACGAAGUUCGCAUCGACUGCCAGAUGUUCGUCACACGGGUCAACAUGGACCUCAACAUCGUCUACUGUGAAAAUAGAAUUAGUGACUACAUGGACCUGACACCUGUGGACAUCAUAGGGAAGAGAUGUUAUCACUUCAUUCAUGCAGAAGAUGUGGAGGGCAUUCGGCAUAGUCAUUUAGACUUGAUGAACAAGGGCCAGUGUGUGACCAAAUACUACCGCUGGAUCCAGAAGAAUGGAGGCUAUAUCUGGAUCCAGUCCAGUGCCACCAUCGCCAUUAAUGCCAAGAAUGCCAACGAGAAGAACAUCAUCUGGGUCAACUAUGUGCUUAGUAAUCCAGAAUACAAAGACACGCCCAUGGACAUCGCACAGCUUCCAAACCUGCCAGAGAAAGCCUCCGAGUCCUCAGAAACGUCUGACUCAGAGUCCGACUCUAAGGAGAACUCUGAAGACAAUGAGAACUCCAAGACAGAUGGGAAGGGAAAUCAGUCUUCAGAGCACAGUGAGGACCCAGAGUCGGACAGCAAGAAGCACGCAGGUCGGCCGUCAGAACAGGAGAUGAGGCGGCAGGAAGAGGGUGACAGUUCCAGUAACCCCGAGAGCCAGGACAGCGAGGACAGCCUGGAGCCAUCAGACUGCGAGCCUGAGCGCAAAGAUGGGCGGCUGGCCCAACUAGGUGGCCUGCGCAUCAAAGUGGAGCGAUACGGUGAUGGAGAUGGGGCAGAGCUCCGGGACUCUCUCUCGUCCUCCUCUGAAGAGGAAGAGGAUGAUGAUGAGGAAGAGGAGGAUGAAGAUGAGACUGGCAUGAAAGAUUGCAACAGUGGUGGGGAGCUGAGUGGCCCAGCAGUGAGCAAACACCAGAGAAGGAAGAAGAGGAGGAAAAAGCAGCAAAAGUGGGAGGGCAGUCGCCAGCGGCUGCGGCUUUCACCCCCAGCUGCUGCCACACCGAGCCCCGGUAGCCUAGACCCUGCUUUGGGUGAGCAGCCCCCCUUGCUUCCACCACCCUCCCCCGCCACUGCUUCUGUGCUCAAGAUCAAGACGGAGAUGGCUGAACCCAUCAACUUUGAUAACGACAGCAGCAUCUGGAACUACCCACCCAACCGCGAGAUUUCCCGCAAUGAGUCACCGUACAGCAUGACCAAGCCCCCGGCCACCCAUGAAACCUUCCCUUCCCCCCAACACACCGGCCUUCAGGUGGCCAUCCCAGACUCAGUCCUCACACCACCCGGCACUGAGGGUGGAGCAGGCAGCCGGAAGCCUAACUUCACCAAUAACAGUAACAGUAGCAGCAACAACAACAGCAACAGUGCCCCCAAUUCAGCUUCCAGCUCAGCUUCUGCAAGCCUGGCUCCACCCCCUUCCAACUCUGCAACCACUGACCCCCUCUCUCCCCCUCUCUCAGCCUCACCACGGGACAAGCAGCAGGGCACGCCCACCUCACAGGGUUCCUUACUCUACAGCAGUGACCUGGAGGCCCUACAGCGGCUGCAGCAGGCAGGGAACAUGGUGCUUCCUCUGGUGCACCGGGUCACGGCCACCAGCACAGCAGCUGCCCCACGUGUCUACACCACUGGCACCAUCCGCUACGCACCAGCUGAUGUUACACUGGCCAUGCAGGGUAACCUGCUGCCCAAUGCCCACGCCGCCGCAGCCGUCAACUUCGUGGACAUCAACGGGCCCGGCUUCGGCAUCGACCCCAAGACGCCCAUGGAGAUGCUGUACCACCAUGUGCACCGGCUCAACAUGUCCGGACCGUUCGGAGGUUCAGUUAGCGGGGCCGGACUCACACAGAUGCCCGCCGCCAAUGUCUUCACCACAGCCGAGGGACUCUUCUCCACUCUGCCCUUCCCUGUAUACAGCAAUGGCAUCCACACCACGCAGACUCUGGAGCGCAAAGAGGACUGAAUGCAAAACUCCAAGACCAUAUUACUGUGUUCAACUGUGUUUAAAAGGACUCUUUUAGAGGCAUAAGACUGUGUUUCAAGUUGGGGGGAAAAAAUGAAAUGUUCUAGCACUUUGAAUUUCAAGCAAUCGCGCUUGUGUAAUUGAAACAAAUGUUUUUUUCUUCUGUCUUCUCUCUGUCUUUCUUUUUCUUCUGCGUCCUCUUCUUCCUCUUUCUCUCUCUUUUCCCUAGUUGUCAAUGACAUCUUCUCUAAACAAACUAAACAGACUCGUCUCUAUUUUGGAGAGCUCCUUUGAGCCACAGAGAACUCGCCAUCCUGUGCUGUGUGGUUUCUCUGUGGUGAAACAAGGCAUACUUUUGACUUCCUUAUGUUACAUCCUUACCAGGAUGUCUUGGAUAUUUAAAGGCAAUUCAAAAAGGAGAUUGACAUGAAAAGAAACUUCUUGUUUUUAUCAAUAUCUUGAUGUGAUCAAGGUUGGCGCAGACAAAAGGAUGUUACCCUGUUUGAUGUAGUUGAAAGGGUUUUAGGGUUCUUUCUUAACGAGGGAAUAGUAUUUUAGAAAUAAUGCUUUUCUUCGUUUUUUAUAGCUCAGAUUUAACUUACAAAUCAUGCAUUUAAAAAAAAGCAAUUUUAGCCGGGUAUUGACCUGUGAACAGAAUGUUACUAUAAACUCCCAGGACUUUGGAACAGGUCAGUGUGAGAUUCCUCCAGUUUCUUCAUCUUCUUUUUGCAGUUCCAUGGUGCUAACAUCAACUAACCCUCACUCAGCUGGCUGAUGUAGGUACUGUUCCAGAGCUCAGCAUGAAUGAAGGCUUGAGAGAUUUUCUACUGAAAAGUUGAACCUCUAACAGACGAGUUUAUUUUUCUUGCGUUCACCCCCCAGAGAGCGGAGAAUGGUCUGGCAGUGACUCAAUCUAAUUGAGUCAGGAAAGAGAUUUGGAGCAGGUUGAUUCUGUUUGUACUUUUUAAGUGAAUCACUUCUCUCAGUGUAACUGAGGCUAAUUUUUGCGUUGUAAACUUGAAGAUGAAUGUGAAACUCUAACUCUUCCGUCAGAGUUUUUUUUUCUUUCUUUCUCCCUCUUAACAUUGGAAGCCUAGUACCUUUUCCUAUCAGUCUCCCAAAUCCAGUGUCCCUACAUCCUUCAUGAACUCUGGAAACCACAUAUCAAGGAGAUUGUAAUAUGGACAUGCAUUUUCAAUCAAAAAUGUGUUUUGAGAAAUCACAUUCCUAAUUUUUUUCCACUGUUGCCAAAAAAAUUGUCACAGUUUGGUGUUAAAACACUGUGAAUUGUCGCUUGAAAAAAAAAAGAAAGAAAAGUAAUAAAAAGGAAGAAACUGUCACUUCAUCCUUUGGCAGCCGUCCAUCAAGUCAUCUAUUACCAAGCGUGAUAACCGUAAACGUGUACAAUGUGUAAGUGUCAUUGGCUGUCAGUCUCCAUAGCAAUUUCAGUGUGUGUUACUAUAUGCAGUAUAUGCCGAGCUGAUGUAGCUGUUUCGUCCUUUGUCCUCUCUGUGCUAGUGUGGGCUUGGACGGGGGAACGCUAGUUCUCCCUCUCCUCCCCCCCUACAGUCUUAGUGAACCAGUGGAGGUUAGUGGAUUUUGUGUGGUGGCCUUCCAAUGUAGUGUCACCUUUUUGCUGCUUCCUUUUGUCUGUAUUACUUUUCUGUUCCUGCUAUUGCUUUGCUGUCGUGUAGUCUACAGACCUCUCUCUUUCUCUCAGAGAUAAAAGACUCUUAACUAGCUCAAAGGUUUAAGGAGCCAUUUUUUGCCACUGAGGAAUUCUGGGAUUGCAGUUUCCAGCUCCAAACUGAUGAGGAUAAAAACUGAAGUAGCAUUUAGACCUAACGUCUAAACUGGAACCUCAAAGGCCCAAGUUGUGAAACACUCCCAGAGUCCCUUGUGCUUCUCGUGUGCAUUGGGUGUAUUUCAUUGGUUUCCACCAAACCUGUUGACUUCAAGGACCCUGCAACUCACAGGACAAUAAAAAAAGAUCAUGGUAGUAUUUCAGGACAAUAAACAAUUUUAAAGAUUUCUAAAGAGAUGAAAAGAAAAGAAUUUCGCACUAUAAAAUCUAUUUUUAUAGGUGUUUUGGAACUGCAUGUUUACUAAGUUGAUUGUUUGGUUUACUUGAUUUUCUUCGGUCCAGCAGCUUUGUCAGCGUUCAGUGUUUUUUAGUCUGUCCAGCAAAGGAAAGGGGGAGCCUUUUGUCUUUUUACUGAAUCGGGCUACUCCCGUACAUCAGGAAACUCGUGUCUGUGGUUUCUGUGCAGAUGUGUUGUUACUCUAACCCAGGUCAUGAUAUCAAUGUUUUUAAAAACGGUAGCGGGGCUUGCUGUUGGAGCAGUUGCAGGAGAGCUUGGUGUCACCACUGGAGGUCAGCGGGAAACUAGAGUUUAGCGUUUUCUACAUUGCAGCGCAAAGCCGUGUUGGGGCGGGGGCAGCUCAAAAACAGACACUGUGGACCAGGAAAUACACCCAUAUGUUACAAACUGAACAGCCGGGCGAGCUGUCUCAAUGUUUCUGUGUUGUGUCAAAAUGAUUGCUGGUGAUUUAAUCUAAAACUAAUCUCAGCUGCUGUCAGAUAAAUAGUGUUUAAAAAUUACAAUAUGAAAAAUCACUUCAUUACCUGUGAAAACUGUGUCUGUGUUUUUAACUAUUUCUUGUACAAUUAUACAGAUUCUUUUAUGAGGAACUUGGUGCCAAGUAGAUGAAUACGGGAGAAAGGGAUUCUCUUAGUAUCAAUGUUAACAGUGUUAUAAAUUCUAAAUACAAACAAAUUAAAAUAUUAAAAAGAGAAAACUAUGGUACAUUUUUAUUUUAUGUUUGUUUUUUGUUUUGUUUUUUUCCAAAAAAAGGAAACAUAACUAACUGAAGCUAACUGAGUGCCUGGCUUAUUUUUUGAGAAACAUCUUUUUUUUUUCAUUUACCAUGAAUAAUGCUGCAAUUCUGAAAUGUACAUACUUCAUUUUACAACAGGGUUAUUUUAUACUUUUGUAGGUUUUCAUCAGUUUAAGCAAACAUGUCAUACAUGGUUGUCUUUAUGUAACACGGUUUUUUAUCAUCUUACAGGUGCCAUAUUCAUAAUAAACUUCUCUUGGAUUUGUUACUA